AUGGAACAGCCAACUUCCAGCACCAAUGGGGAGAAGACGAAGAGCCCCUGUAAAUCCAACAGCGAAAAUGAUGAGAUGCAAGAGGUACCAAACAGAGUCUUAGCCCCCGAACAGAGUUUGAAAAAGACAAAAACAUCAGAAUAUCCAAUAAUAUUUGUGUAUUACCGCAGGAAGGGUAAGAAAAUAAAUUCAAAUCAACUGGAGAAUGACCAGUCCCAAGAGAACUCCAUCAAUCCAGUCCAAAAGGAGGAGGACGAAGGCCUAGGCUUAUCUGAAGGAUCUUCAAAUGAGGAUGAAGACCUAGGCCCAUCUGAAGGACCUUCAAAGGAGGACAAAGAUCUAGACUCAUCUGAAGGAUCCUCACAGGAGAACGAAGACCUAGGCUUAUCUGAAGGAUCUUCACAGGACAGUGGGGAGGAUUAG
Molecule: messenger RNA, 423 nt
Organism: Pan troglodytes (chimpanzee)
Lineage: Eukaryota; Metazoa; Chordata; Mammalia; Primates; Hominidae
Gene: SPANXN3
Product: SPANX family, member N3
Exons: 2
Coding region: 1-423 (140 amino acids)
Source: RefSeq, marked provisional